This is a messenger RNA of Lotus japonicus, 2280 nucleotides long. RefSeq names its product cyclic nucleotide-gated ion channel 4-like. The transcript is spliced from 7 exons. Lineage: Eukaryota; Viridiplantae; Streptophyta; Magnoliopsida; Fabales; Fabaceae. The record is from RefSeq and is a predicted model, not a curated record. The coding region runs from base 46 to 2118 and encodes 690 amino acids.
CAAAUUAAUCUGUUGUUCACUACUUUAGUUUCAUUUCUCUCUUCCAUGGCCACCUCCCCCACCACCCACACUCUCUCUCACCACUCACGUGUUUCACACAUGCACCACCACUACUAUACCACCUCCUCCUCCGACGAGUUAGACCUCAAGGACAGCGACAUUGAGGAAGAUGACACCGAGGAGGAGGAGGAGGAGGUGGUGGAGAAAGGAGGAGGAGCCACCAGCGGCAAGGUGGUUGUUUCAUCAUCACGGUGGCGUGACCCUAGAGGCAAAUGGGUGAAAGAAUGGAACAGGAUGUUCCUACUAGUGUGCGCCACCGGAUUAUUCGUGGACCCGCUGUUCUUCUACGCGCUGUCGAUGAGCGACACGUGUAUGUGUCUCUUCAUCGACGGCUGGCUCCUCAUCAGCGUCACCGUGAUCCGCUGCAUGACGGACGCGUUGCACCUCUGGAACAUGUGGUUGCACUUCAACAUGGCCAGACCAACCACCGGAACUUCCUCCUUGUCUUUUCCAGCUGCUGUCACCACCACCACCUUACGUGGCGGCUCCUUUGCGAUUCAUUAUCUUAAGGCUAACACCGGUUUCUUCUUUGACCUCUUUGUCAUCCUUCCAAUUCCCCAGAUUGUGCUAUGGAUAGGGAUUCCAUCUCUGUUGGAGAAAGGCUCAAUUGCGAUGGUGACGACGGUGUUCUUAACAAUGUUCCUCUUUCAAUACCUUCCCAAGAUUUAUCACUCAGUUUGCAUCUUGCGCCGCAUGCAAAACCUCUCCGGCUACAUUUUUGGCACUGUUUGGUGGGGUAUCUCGCUCAACCUGAUCGCAUAUUUUGUCGCUUCCCAUGCAGCGGGUGCAUGUUGGUACUUGCUAGGAAUCCAAAGGGCAACCAAGUGCCUGCAAGAGCAAUGUGGGAAUGCCCCUGGUUGUAGCCUUAAAACCCUGUGUUGCCAAAAGCCUAUAUACUAUGGAACCACCAACUUGGUGAUGAGGGACAAAACAAGGUUGGCUUGGGCACAGAAUAGGGAAGCAAGGUCCACAUGCUUGGAUAGCCCUGAUAACUACGACUAUGGUGUUUAUGAAUGGACUGUUCAGCUCGUAACCAAUGAUAGUCGAUUGGAAAAGAUACUCCUACCUAUCUUCUGGGGCCUCAUGACUCUUAGCACAUUUGGGAACCUAGAGAGCACAGCGGAACGGAUAGAAGUGAUUUUCAACAUUAUUGUGGUCACUGCUGGCCUCAUUCUGGUCACCAUGUUAAUAGGAAAUAUCAAGGUGUUUUUAAGUGCUACAACAUCAAAGAAGCAAGCGAUGCAGUUAAGGAUGAGGAACCUUGAAUGGUGGAUGAGAAAGAGGCAGUUGCCGCAGGGGCUCCGGCAGCGUGUGCGUAACUAUGAGCGGCAGCGUUGGACUGCUAUGCGUGGGGUUGAUGAAUGCCAGAUGAUCAGAAAUCUCCCUCAGGGGCUCAGAAGGGACAUCAAGUACCAUCUCUGUUUGGAUUUGGUCAGACAGGUGCCACUGUUUCAGCAUAUGGAUGAUUUGGUGCUAGAGAACAUUUGUGACCGUGUGAAGUCUCUUGUGUUCACAAAGGGAGAAACGAUAACUAGAGAGGGAGACCCGGUUAAGAGAAUGCUAUUCGUGGUAAGGGGCCACCUUCAGAGCAGCCAAGACCUACGAGACGGGGUGAAAAGUUACUGCACCUUAGGCCCCGGGAACUUCAGUGGCGACGAGCUCCUCUCAUGGUGUCUAAGAAGGCCGUUCAUAGAGCGUCUUCCACCGUCCUCAGCCACUCUGGUGACGCUCGAAACCACCGAAGCAUUCGGGCUUGAAGCGGAGGACGUGAGGUAUGUGACACAGCAUUUCAGGUACACCUUCAUGAAGGAAAAGGUUAAGAGAAGCGCGAGGUAUUACUCGCCCGGGUGGAGAACUUGGGCUGCAGUGGCCAUUCAACUAGCUUGGAGGAGGUACAAGCACAGGUUGAGUUUGACAUCUUUGUCAUUUAUAAGGCCCCGGAGGCCGGCGUCGAGGUGCACUUCCAUGGAGGAGGACAGGCUUCGCCUUUAUACGGCUUUGUUAACCUCGCCAAAGCCUAAUGACCAGGAGGAAUAUGAUGACUUUGACUUUUCAUAGUAUGUAGAUUUUGCUUGGUUAACCUGAAUGAAAAAGAAAAGAAGGAAGUAUAUAAUGUAUGGAGUGUGCUGGAGUGCUUUGAUUGUUGACUUGAUAUGUGGAUUAUCUUAGGCUGACUAGUGAAAAUGUAAAAAGUAAUUAAUGAAUAAAAUUAUUUAUGGA